UCUCUUCGGGGAGACCCCGUCCAUUGCCCUCUUCAGCCUCGGGGGCCAGAGCGCGGCUAGAGGAGCAGCGAGAUAGCCAUGUCUGAGCCCGAGGUCGCAGCCGACGACCUGGACGCCUUCAUCGACGACCUGGACUACCUCCCGGGCCACUUCCACCUGGAGAUGCAGCUGAACUUCGAGCCGCGUUCGCCGGCCCCGCUGCGCGCCCGGGAUCUGAAACUGCAGCGGGAGGCCGUGCAGCAGGAGCUCGAGCUGGCGGCCGUCCCGCAGCGGUCGGCCGUGUGUCACCUGCUGGGUGCGUUCGCCUUCUAUCUGGAGGAGCUGGACGAAGCCCGGGAGCGCUUUCUCCAGGUGGUCCGCGAGGACCCGGGCAACCUCAAUGCCUGGGCCAAUCUGGCACAUGUGUACGAGCACCUGGGCCAGGAGGAAGAGGAGGAGGCUUGUGCCGCGCGACUGGCUGGUCUCAUGGGCCUGGCGGCGGACCCGGAGGCACCCGCGGACCCCCAGCUCCGCGCUGCACGCUGCCUGGCGGAGCAGGGCUACGCGCACGGCUUCGACGUGGGCUGCGCCAGCCUGAAAGAACGCGCACGGGUACUGGCAGCUGGCAUCGCGCUCUAUGACAAGGCUCUGGGCUACGGGCAGCAGAUCCCGAUGGAGGAGAAAAGGGGCUGGUACUUCACCAUGGCAACCCUCCUCAUCAGGCUGGAUGGCAUCUUCCUGGAGCAGGGCAGCGAGGAGCAGAAGAGGCUGCCUGCCUUCAACCGCACCCUGGCCCUGCUGCGGCAGGUCCUCAAGUCCUCGGACCCCCGACACCGAGCGCUGGCCUGGUGCUAUCUUGGGAUGCUGCUGGAGAGGAAGGACACCUUCUCCACCACCCCUAUGGGCAUCCACGACUGUGGGUACUCCGGGACUGACCCCUUGGACUGCUUCGGCAAGGCCAUCGAGAUUGCCAAGGACCAACCUCCUAUCCUGAAUCACCUGGCCAAAAUCUUCCACUUCCUAGGAAAGCAGGAUAUGGCCAUUGGAACCUGUAACAUGGCCCUGGAUGUCCUACGAGAUCCAGAGCUCAACUGGCAAGCAUACUGCACAAGGGCCAAGAUCCACAUCAGAGCCUACCUGCAUGACCUGACACGGGCCAAGAUGGGGCUUGGGGGCAUGCCGGACAGGAAACACCUGGCCUGCGCCAAAGCUGACCUUGAAGAAGUAGUCAAGGUGUGCCCAGGCCUCAGGACAUACCUGGACAUUGGCCAGGUCUACUACUACAUGGGCGUGGACGCCAUGCGGGAGCUGCUGGCGGUGGACGAGGCAGCGCUCAACCAGGCGCUGGUCUUCCUGGCCAAGGCCGGCGAAUUCGAGCUGGGCGCCACGCUGCCCGAGCUGCAGCUGCUACGAGGCAAGUGCCUGCGCAUCAAGGGCGAGGAGGCCAACGCGGCGGCCUGCUUCAAGCGCGCSGUGGAGCUGGACGACAUGGGCUCCAGCCACACCGAGGGCUUCGGAUGCCUGCUUGAGGCGCUGCUGGUGCAGUGGAGCCAGGCGCAGCUGAGCGACGGGGAGCUGGGACUUGAGGUGGACGCCUGGCUGCGCCGCGCCCRGGGCAAGUACCCGGAGGCCUGUCUGCGCCAGGAGCUGCAACGCGUGUGGCGCAGCCACACGGAUGAGAUGCUGGGAGUGGCCGGGGCCUUGGUGGCCCAGGGACGGCCAGCGCUAGUGCGAAUGCUUUUCGAAACCAUGGAAGUAGAGGGUGAGAGUGGAGAGGCGCGCAGGCGCCGUGCGUUCUCCUUUGGAGUUGCAGGAGUCCAGGCCCCGCCCCCCAGAGGCCCCGCCCCAGGUUCUGAGGCUGUUCUAAGCACUGAAGUUGUGCCCCCCAGCCACCCGCAGGCUGCUUGCGGUAGCCAAUCAGAUUCCUUUUCCGAAACUGAGAGGUGA
Molecule: messenger RNA, 1926 nt
Organism: Urocitellus parryii (Arctic ground squirrel)
Lineage: Eukaryota; Metazoa; Chordata; Mammalia; Rodentia; Sciuridae
Gene: Ttc22
Product: tetratricopeptide repeat domain 22
Molecular function (GO): protein binding
Source: RefSeq, a predicted model, not a curated record